AUGACUGACCACAGAAUAGAAUGGAUAAAAGAAAAAGUUCGUAUCUUUUUUGGCGAGUCGGAUGACACUCUUUUUAAUGACCUGCUCAAGCGAAGUGGAGUAGGCAUUUUGGAGAAAUUUAGAGCCUUCCUGGAUGAUGAUGUUCUUGACCCAAAUAUUUUGGAACAAAGAUUGUUGCUUAUUUAUAAGACUUACUAUGACAAAAUCGUUGAAGAAGAAGUGUUAGUUCCAGAAGUUGUAAAAAAACCUCCCAGUCUACCAGAGCCUCCCAUUCCAGAAGUUCAGGUUGAACAACCUGAUGUGACAAAACCUGAAGAAACAACAUUAAAAGGAAAGAAAGGAGGUAAAGGUGGGAAAGGCAAGAAGGGGAAAGAAAAAGAAGUCAAACAGGCAGAAGAAGAAGGAGAAGGAGAAGCAAAGGAGGAACAACAGGCAGACCAGGUCCAAGCUGAGGAGGAACAAAAGACAACAGAAAAAGGAGAGGAAGGUGCAGAAACAGUGGAAGCCAUUCCAGGUGGUACUGAUUUGCAAGAUCAAGCUCAGGGUACAAGUGAGGAACCUGAAAAUGGCACUCAACCUACAGAAGAUGUACCUCAAACAGAGGAACUUCAUAUUCAGCCAUCCGAAAUGACAGCCAGUGCAACCGAAUCUAGGGUGAAAUCAUCAGCUACCAGUACAACAUCAAAAGUUUCUCGCACUCACAAACGCCGUGCAAGUCCAUCUACACACUCAAUCUACGAUAUCUACUCUGAGUGCUGGGCCCAUUUUAGUUUGUGUGUCAUUGAAUCCCUGCUAGACUUGAAUCUUGAAGAGUAUGUCACUGGUUACCAAGUAGAAGAGGCACUUAGCAACAGGCAAAUAAAUGGUCAUAAACUGUCAAGGUUUCAGAUAAAGACCUUAUUUGAAGACCAAAUAUUUCUUUACCUCAGCAUCACAUUUUCUCCUACUCUGACAGCUGAAAUGUUUUCUCAAUUGUGUUGCUCUAAACCAUUUCUUCAGAAUUAUUCAUAUAUUGACUUUUGCUUACAACAGAGUUCUGUAUCAACACAACCACAAUACUUGAGCAGUCACAAAAAGGAAAUAAAUAUUUCUACUACAGAAAAGUUAACCGACCUGCAACUGAUAAUUACACCUCCUUCUGCAGAAGAAUACUUCCUAAACAGCCCUGUACUGAUCAUUGAUAAGCUUUCAUUGUUUGCUGUGCUAUCAGUGCUAGACUUAAAACUGAAAAUAAAUGGAUGGUAUCCUCUAAUGAAGGCUGCUUUAGCGUUAGUGAAGAAGAUUGUUGUGCCAGAACUUUAUUACUUAACAUGGUACCAUAUAUUACGAUAUUUACUUUGUGAACAGCUUUUCUUGAUGUGUACCAGUAAAGUACUGUUGUAUACUAAGUUGGUGGAGACUCUAGGUGAUGGUGGUGUAGCAGAUACAGAGCCAGGACCUCCAGUAGAAUAUGUACUUGUAAAGUACAUUAUAAAUAAACUGCUAUACUUCCUUUUGACAUGUAAAGCUUCCUCUGAUUUAAAUUGUGAUAUGAAACUUCCACAACAUGAUAUUGUAAUUUGCAUAUUCCUUUACACAAGUGUUGUUAAUCCAAAUUUUCUUGAUCUCCCAGUAGAUAGGGGCCUAUUAUGUGUCCCUUCUUCCAGCUCCAUUAAUCCAUCUUUAAUUCCUGGAGUCCUGCAGUUUAUUGUCUCCAAACCAAAAGUAAUAGGAGCAGUAGGUUUUUUAAGGUUUAUGCUACUGCCUGCGUAUACAAACUUAGUGUAUCAGGAUAUGAGUUUAGAAGUUAUGGGCAUAUCUCAUGCUUCCAAAUGCUUUUUUUUUUUUCUUGAUCAAAUAAUAAAAUCGUACUUGGAUAAUCAUACUUGGAUAAAAUCAUACUUGUGCAACCGCAAGCAGUGUGUAUCAUUAGGAAACUCAUACCAAUCAAAAACCAAACCCAUCAAAUAUGGAGUGCUGCCACAGGGUUUGGUAUUGAGGAGGAAGAAAAUAUUGUAUGCUGGCAACAUGACAAUACUUAAUAGUGACCAAAAUACUGAACAGCUUGAGAGAAGAGCAUACAUAUCUGCAAAUGUCACAGCUCAGUGGCUGUUGGAAAAUGAACUGAGGCUGGAAGAAAAAGAAUCUGCUAGAUUCUUAGGUAUUCUUGUGGAUGAUGAACUGAAAUGUCAUAUUCUUAAUGAUGCAGCUAUCACAGUAUUGAGACAAGAACCUUUUGUGUACAGAUUUCAAACCAGCUUGAUCCUGCUCCUUCAGGGCACCUAUUCUGAUAUGAGUGCUUGUGGAUGUGCAGCGUUUUCCCAUUAUACAGUCUUCAUGCUUGCACAACAUCUUGACAGGCAGUCAGUGACUGUUUUUGAUGCCAUAGGGACAGCUGGAAAAAAAGGUGAAAGGUUGCCAGGUGCCCUCGAAGAAUUGCUGGAGUUCCACCCCUAUUCCCAUCUGACUUGCAUCAACUGUACCUUUUUUGACCCUACUGUGUGUAUACCUUUGAGCAGAUUUGUUAAUGGUGCCAGCAGUGUUGCGGUAGGAGAUUGUUGCACCUGCCAAUUAUUGUUCUGCCUGCCAUACAUAACAUGUGGUAUAGGAUACCUGACUGGGAUUGCCCUUGAAUUUAAUACUGGUAAUCACUACACAGCCUCCAUGUACCAUCACACUUCUGCAUCAUCCAUGACCUUAGCCUGUCCCACAGAAGAAAUGCCUGGGAAUUCAUUGAGAUUGUGGCGGAACUCUUCAUCGCGGCUAGUCAUUGAAUCUGCUUCCAGGAUAGACUCAGACUUAUGGUGCCACCUGUGUGUCAUUUCCUGCAUGUUAAACAUAUUCCCGUGUCCAGUAUUCUCUUCUGGAACCACUGUCAGUGAACUCAAGGAGAUGUACCUAUUUGAGAUGAGUGAUGGAGGAGGUUGUCAAAUGAGUUUGAAUACUGAUAUGGAGCUAUGCAUUUGUGUGCCUUAUGUCCAAACCUCUGGUAGAACCAGCACCAGUGAUUCUUACCCUUUUGUAGCCUUGUUGCCUUGCCAUUGCCAGCUGCUGACUUUUACAUCUGAUGCAUCAAUGAGCAGAAACAGCUUCACAUGCAAGCUUGAAAAGAACAUCAAGAUAGGCGUAAAAGUGAACCAGACUUUUUUGAAGCACAUCAUAAAUAAAGCAGUGGACAAUGGAAAAAAAUUCACAAUCGUGGGUUUCGGUUGUAAAAUAUUAACAUUGAUGAGUAAUCAGCCUUCACAAAAUAUUACCUUCUUUGCACUGGGAACCAGUAAGAUAUUAAAUUUCUUAAAGCAUGAUGAAGAAAUAGAAGAAAUUUACAUAGUCCUACUAAAAGCAGCUGCUCAUGGCACAGAUUCAUUAUUAUAUCUUGUCAUGUGUGACCUCCUUGAAAUUGCCUUGUCCUAUAUUUCUAUUCAACGAGGCAGUCUACUAUGCAGUCACCCUGAAACUAUGUCAGUGUGCCCUAGUGAUCGAUUUACAGAUAAGAGGGUACUUUCGUGGUCAUUUGACUUCAGUUCUAUUGAAGACAUAUGGGAUAGCGUUAAGGGUGUAUGGGAUGGCACCAAGAGGAAAAUAUUCUACAUAAGAAACACACCAGUAACCAAUCUCGAUAACCUUUUUGUGAACAAUAGGCUACUGAAUAGUUGGAAAGGAGUAUCCUGUGAAUAUUGUUUUAAGAAACAAAAACAGUCACAUUCCAACCAAUUGGAGAAGCAUAUAGAACAGUGUUUCAAGUGCCCUCAAAAUUUGAAAAAAGUGCUUGAGUUAGGUACAAUGAUUGAGAACAACUUCUUAAUUUUUUUACUUCUUGAACUUGGUUACCCAGCUGCUGAAGAAGUAGUGUUGCAAAGCACCUUUUCCAAUACAAAAUAUAAACUUAAAAUUGUUUUUAUAAGGACCACUUAUCAGUUAAUCUCUAAGAUGCAUAAAUGCCUGGGAAUUUAUGAGUUUUGGGCAUUUUCCACCAAUAAGUGUGUUGAAUGCUGUUUCUGCUCAUUGCUGAGAAUAUGCAGUGCAGACUUCGCAGCAAUCGGUUGCCUAUCUAGUUCAUCAGACAAAGUCCUGUCAUAUAUUCUAUCAAAGCCGCUUGAGGUGCUGACUCACAAAAGGUGUAUGAGGUACCACCUGGCACUGUUCUUCAUCAUACAAUCUAGACUUCAUGAGCUACACAUGUAUUGUGAGAACUUUUGGACAACAUCUUGUAUGAACUUGCAGCUAGACAUAAUGAAAUGGUACUGCAUGUGCCUACAAGAGCUGGACAGUAAUUGUCCACAUCUAUGCACUCUCCACACCAUGCCUCAAGACCCAGGACACAAAAUAGCAAGGCCAAAUAUUUUAAUCCAGAGUGGACCUGUGUGCUCUGGACGUGCUAACAGACAGAGCUAUAAGAAUCUGAAAGUGGGAGUGAAAUGCCCAGGUAAAGAGUGCAGUUUAGUGACUUGUUUGAAUGAUAUAAAAAUGAAUUUCAGCGUGUGUUUUGUGAUUCAACUUCAGUGGAUUAGGGCAAGAUCAAGCAGUGUGCCUGUUUCCCUGAUAUCUGCAGUAGAAGAUUUGAGAAAAACUGUAGCUGACAAAAUCAAAAGAUUUUGUUUGUACACCAAGACAGAUAAGCUAGAAUCAGUCCAUUUCGAUUGUCAAGUCACCUUGAGUGCUCAGACAAAUGGUGAAUUCUUUGCAGAGAGGAUAUUGCAUAACAAUAUGGAUAUUUUUGAUACAGAGCAGACCUUUGGAAAAAUUUUAUUACACUUAACCACCAAAAUUUUUUGUGAAAACCUACAGUUGUCAUUAUCCACUUUAAACAUUUCAACAUAUGACCGAUACAGAAGGAGGAAAAAAUGCUGCAGGAAAAUGAAUUUCACUGUCCUCAGUUGUUUUCUCAAGGAACACACCUCAUUUGCAUUCAGAAGUGUACAUUUAUGGUGUCAGUUAAUUACAAAAUUUAUUUUGGUGAACAUGAGGAAAAAAUAUUUCUUGAGAGUCAAUAUAAGAACAAUAAAAAUUGAGAAUUAUCACUCAUCUAACAUAUUGGAUACAGUACACAGAUUCAAACUUAAACAACGUCAGCAAACUGAACUGUAUCUUAUUGUGCAGGAUCACACCAAUGUUAAUUAUGCUCCUCUGAUAGGUGGAGGUACAAUUGCUAUUGGUACUUCAUCAAGACCACUUGACAUUUUAUUGUUUAAUGAUUUAAUUUUACUUAUAAUUUCAUUGGGGUUUGUUUCAUACACAUACAUAGAAGCAGUCGAGAUCACUGACUUGCUGGAGAAACUUGGGACUUGUUUUUGCAUAGUCUGUGAAUUCUUGGGUUACUCUAUGUUUCUUACAAGAUUACUGCAGAAAUCUGUUUCUCUCACUGGAAAUUUUUAUGCCUUUAGUUACCCAUUGCUUAUUAUUGUUAGGUUUUACUGUUUUUACUACUUUUGGAAAUGCUACAUUAAAAUAGUUAAGAAAGAUGCUCUGAAAACUCAUUUACAUGCUAUCAACAUUGUUCUGAGUGGCGAUGCUUUCCCAGUUGUCCUUCAUCACAGCUGUGCUAACAAUAAAAUUGUGGAACGUAUUGUGAAAGCACCAUCACUGGAAGCAAUAUUUGGCUCACCACCUCCUGUGGGAUGUGUUGUCCGAGGACAGCGCUUAUUAUAUUUCUUACGGCAAUUUGAAGAGAGUAUUCCUGCCUGUAAAACAAAAGAGGAAGCUGAUUGUGAAAUGACACACCAUGUAAUAGUGGGUAAUUGUAACUGGGCACAACCUCUUGGCUCUGCUUCCCAGCUGCUGCACAAAUUAACACAAAAUAUUAUGAAACUUGCUGAUAGUGGGUCUAAGCACAUUAUUCUCAGUUCAGAAGAGAUAAUAUGGAUUGAACCUACACUCAGACCUGAUUCUUGGAUGUUUGAUUUUCACACAAAUGAAAGUAUAUGUGGUCGUUCAAGUCCCAACAAGAGAGGGAAUAAUUCAAUUAAGAGUUCACUGUUUGUCUUGCUCUCCACAAAGAAAGAGAAUAUACACUUAAUUGGCAUAAUACCAAAGAGUGAUGUCACACAAGCCAGCACUGCAGAAGAGAACAUGUCUCAGUGGGGGCUGACGACAGAUCUGGUUGUUCCAGUUAGCAGCAUUGUUUGGCUAGAGAGCCUGCCAGGACUUCUGGUGGUGAUGCAGCAUGAUGGUCAGGGGGCAUUUGAAGUGUCUGUCCUGUCAGGAGGCCCCUGCAGCUCACUGUGCACUCCUUGGACUCUGCCAUGUGUCUUAAUUGUGUCUUACACCAAUCUUCUACUGAAUACAGAUUCUUCCCUCAUACUCUCUAAGAGGCACUCUUUGUUCGUGUCAUUGUUUUUGUUUGUGUCAUUGUUAUCUCCAUUAUCUCUGUCAAAGCAGCAUGGAGAAGGAACAGUGCUAGCGGCCAAUUGGAUUCAAAAUCCCUUAGAAGAGGUGUCAAAUAUUCCACAAGGCAAUUUUCGGACCAAUUUAUCCAUAGUUUUUGACGUUGCAGUGAGGUCUUUCUGCAACAGUUCCAGCAGCCACUGCCUCUGUGUUGAUCUGGCUGAAUCCGCAGAUGUGGUAGGGGAAGUAGAAUCUGUUUGCUGGGUUGAAGUCAUCACUGCCGGUUGUGUGUCAAAGAGCAAAAAAGAUACAUGCAAGAAUGUAAACAAUGAUAAACAACUGGAUAAUCAUUUUUACAAUUGUCCUCAUUUGAUUGCUAAUGUCAAAAGAAGAGUUAACACUAAGGUGGUUGCAUCGUUUAGUAGCUUGGAGAGAUUAAAGCUCUCCUCCAGCACCCACACAUUGCAACAAAGAGAAAUUCAGCAGCACAGCACAAUGUUACUGCAUGGCAGGACCCUGAAAGUAAUAAACUUCAAGAACAGUGAUUGGAAACUAAUUAUGAAUUAUUAUAAGUUAGUGGUUGAUUAUUAUCCUCGCAAGUUGAAAACGGCAAAACUGAAUAAAUUUGAUACUGCAGAUGGUGGAUGGUCACCAAGGUUUUGUAUAUUUGAUACAAUUGUGACUUGUACUUCUUGCCUACCGUACCCACUAGAAUUGGCUCUACAAGUUUGCAUUUUAGGUGGACACAUAUCUUUAAAUCUUUUGGUUACUACCUUAUUUUUCCCAGGACUACUGACUGUGCAUUUUAACCCAUCAUGCCAUUACCAACUUUUCUUACAGAAUCUCUUUAUCUAUCUAGUGGCUGUUAUUGAAAACCAUAUGAUGUUGUGUCCUGUUAAUUACAUGAAAGUCUACUAUAGUAUUCCUAAAUUUCCAGAAGAUUCCAUUUGGCUAGCACUUUUUGUGUCACUACAAAAUCUGCUUUUGUUUUACACUGAAGAACCAAAGAAACUGGUAGUGAAGCCUCUAUCUUCAGUUCAGUUCUGGGAGCCCAGUGUGCAUGGAACAGUACCAAAACAAACAGUAUCUAGAGCUGAUGGCAAAGGUACUGCAGCAGCAGCAGCUUUCAAGUGGCCGUCAGAUUAUAGACGCAUGUCACUUGCCUUAAGGAAAGGUACUAGAUACCACGAAGGAGAAAGCCCCACACCAUCUGAACCUGAUAAACUGCAACAUGGACGAAGUUCUCCACUACACUCAGAGCCUUCAUCUGGCACUGCUGCAGACACACUACUUGGAAAUGUGUCCAAGUGGUUUCAGUUGUCCAGACUAGAUUUACAAAACCUCACUAUCAAAUUUGAGUGUAUAAGUGAACUUUUCGAGUUGAUAUCACAGCGUUUAUUUUACAAAAUAAUUGUUGCAGAAUUUGUUUCCUCCAAAAAUACCUCUAGUUCAUAUAGCUUGUUCAUCAUUCCUACUGAUAUUUUGUCUAUGUUUAGAUGCAUUAUAAAGUUAUUUUUACAAACUAAAUCAAGCAAAAAAUCUUUAAUUAGUCUUACACGUUUUGGCUUUCCGUCAUUUUUCAAAGGCAGUGUUAUGUCAAUUACUUCUGCUUUCAUUAACAAGAAAUAUCUGACUGAAUCCCUGCAGAAGCCAGCACCCUUUUGCCAGUUUGGUGAAAUACAGCAAUCACAACAGUGUGGAGAAUUUUUUUAUGACACUGGCUUCAUGUCUGUCUAUGUUAUUAGCACCUCCUGUGAAAACAACAUGGUCACUACUUGUGAUAUUGGAGCAUUCUUUUUUAAUGCUCUCAGUGUUUUUCCACUGCUUAAAAGUUUUUCAUCAUUCGUUCAUCAUACGCCUUUGAAAAACUAUUAUUACAUGUGGCUUGAAGGGCCUCAAGAUUAUUACAUAAGCUUAAAGACAGAUGAAUGUGACUGUAAAAGGGAUGCCAGAGAUUAUAUUCAUUCAAACGUAAUGAAUGACAUUCGUGUACUGACAGUCACAUGUGACAUAGUAAUUAUGGACUAUUUACAAAGUAAGAAUAUAAACUUGUGUAACCAUCUUUGGUUUUCUAUAUCAAAACAGUUAAAGAGCCUGAAAGCUGAGAGAAAAUCAUUUAAAACAAAAAGAAGACAAACAAACAAACAAACAAACAAAUGCUACAGUUUAUUUAAUGUCAUUCCUACAAAAAAUUUAUGUUCUCCGAACGACCUCCUUCAAGAUGAUAAAGAGUAUAGGACGUUAAAGGGAAAGUAUAUAAAGUCAACCAUAGGGGGAAGUUUCUGCUUUGACAAAAUUUUGCUUCCUAUUGAACAACUAGAUGUUAGGGGGCAAGUAACCAAAGACCUUAGUAAACUGGAGGAACAUGACAGUAUGGACAGCAAGCAUGUGCAUAUUAUAUUGCUCAUAAGGAAAAAUGUGGAAGGAAAAAGAGAAGAUGAAGUAGAAGCAAAAAGAGAAACAAAGCCAAAGUCUGGGGUCAAGCAAAAUGUUAUUGUAAUUUGUAGUGUUAGUGGGCUUGUAGCGUCAUUGCUUGUGAAGCCAAAAUUUUUGGGACUAAGAUGGCUAAGGAUUUACACUGAUACACCUCACAUCCAAUUAAUUUCAAUUAUACUGAAUCACAAACAUGGUGUCAAAUUUAAAAUUACAAUAAAUGAGCCAAGUUCAGAUGUAAAUAUUGAAAAAGGGUCAUUUCAGAAAUUCUUCUUUCCAGCACCAUAUCGGUUCAGGAAAGGGACAAAAUAUGAGGCUGAACUUCAACAAAAUUCAUCUAUACGCUAUGAUCACAACAUUGUACAGGUUGCUGAAGCUAUAACUUCAAGACAAGCAAGAAUGACAACUGAUAAAUUAAUGCUGAAGUUCCAACUAGCCAUGCAAACCAUGAGAUAUCUGACUGCAAAAAGGAAAAAACGACUUCAAAUGUUUUUCUUUGCAGGUUUUUUGAGAAGUUGUAUAGGACUUGAAAGCAAGAGGUUCCUUGUGUUAAGAAAGGUUCACACAUUGGGAUUUACUCGUUUUCACCACACCCUUGUCGAAGAGCUUCUCAAACAUGGGACAAUAGUUUCCAAUAUGCAUAUUAUCAGUGUUCUUGGUCAAACAACACCAGGGCAUGAGUUGUUGAUUGGGCAACAUCCUGUUUCUCGGAUGGACCAAAUGGAUGUUGCCUUCACUACUGCCAAGAACAGCCUUACCAACAAUGCACUUCUGGCUCACCCAGCAUGUGAUGCCCAGCUGGAAAUGUUAGUCAAUGCCAGCCAGUAUGCAUUAGGUGCAGCCUUGUUAGUCAAUGGCAGCCAGUAUGCAUUAGGCCAGUAUCAGGCUUGUUACCCGGCACAGCAUGUGGCUGAGACUACUGCAGCUGCACCUGCACCUGCAGUAAUGUUGGCCACCAGCAUAUUCAUGCUCCUGUUGGAUGAGCUGCACUCCCAUAUUGCAAACAUCCAUCCUAAAGCUAGGUCUCAACCUCCAUUGGUUCAUACAGACUUUGCCACUGUCAUGCUCAUAAUGGUCUACAUUGAAGGUGGUGACCUGAAUGACAUAUUGUGUAGCAUCGUCAGUGCUCACCUGUGCUAUGGUAAAUGCUGUGAUUUCAGUGGUCAUUCGAGCAGUGGAUUGUGCUUUGACUACAGUUGUCACUUGUGCUGCAGAUUGUUUCCUGUCUCAUCUGUGAAUGAUUGGGCACUUGGUGUCUUUCAGCAGUAUUCUGCAAAGAGACACCAUUUAGUACUUAAUGAGUGUUAUGUAUGUUCCAGGACACUGAAACAUAUUGAGGCUGACAUCCAGUUACAUGUGCCAGAAAUACCAGAACUCCGUGAUCCUAAUUGUAAUUUUACAGUCUUGGCAAUGGAUAGCCAGAUAGUAGAACAACUUGAAGAAGUUGUUAUGGCCUGGGAAAGACAUAUUACUAAUGUUACAGAAACAUUUCUUGCUAAGAAACCAGCAGAUGAAGGGCCUAUCGCAGAAUAUGAGUGUUGGCACGAGCGUGAGACUGGUCUUAGUAUACUGGUAGAACAACUGAACACUCCCAGUGUGCUUCAGGUUCUGCAGCUGUUGCAAGCAGGAGGUUCUCAAAUAGGGGCUGGAUUUGACCAAUAUAAGGCUGAUCUUGUUCGUUACUAUGAUCAGGCUCAUGAUAACGUCAAAUUUCUGUCCACACUUCUCAGGCAUUUUAAGAUGAUAAAUCAUUGCGAGACAUUUGGCCCAGUGCGUGACACACUUCCAGGCCUCAUGGAGGGGCUACAUACAGUGUGGGUUCUCUCACAUUUUUACUGCACUGAUGAGCAAAUGGUUCCCCUCUUUGAGAGAAUUGCCUGGGUACUCCGGAAAAAAGUUAGUUCAGUACUUGAUGUUCACACACUCUUCAAGCAAUCCCUAAAACAAAUUUUAUUUACCAUAAAUGAAGCAAUUGAGAUGCUUGAAAAAUGGAAAAGUUCAUAUUUUGAAAUGCAGCUAAAAAUUGAACUUUCUGGUAAAGGUCAAAGAUGGGAAUUUGACAAGAAGAAACUUUUUAAGGCAACUGACUACAUGGCUUCUGUCUGUAGAGAUCUUUACCAGUUUGCCAAGGUGUUGCAAGAUUUUCAGAACAUUUAUGGUCCAGAGCUGAAGUCUAUUAUCAGUGAUCCUGCACAAAUUGAUGCAGUCGUGAAACGUGUUGAAGCACUUGUGGUACCAAUUGAGGAAGUUGACUUCGAUAUAUUUAGUGAUAAGAAUGAAGUUAACUGGCAAGACAUAAUGAGUAGUUUCUAUAAGGAGGUAGAGCUACUGGAAAAUGAAGCAAAAUAUUUCAUUGAUGAAUGCUUCAAGAUUCUGAGAUCUUCAGAUGAUGCAUUAGAUAUGCUGCUGAAAUUUAAGCACAUAGAAACGAGAGAAGCCAUUCAGAAGCAGCUAAUGUUGAAAUUUGAUCAUAUAAUGCGGCAGUUUAAUAAAGAAAUAUCUGCUGUGGAAGUUGAGUUUACGCGUGGACGCAGACAUCCUCCUUUGCUGAGAAACCACCCUCCUGUAGGUGGGGCCAUAUACUGGGAGAGAUUUCUCUUCAAUACACUGAAGAAAUCUGUGCUAACGUUUCAAAAAGUAGAGGAUCUCAAAAAUUCAUCUGUCAAGGAUAGUGCGUUUGCUAGUUACUUAAACAUUGCCAGACAGAUGAAAGCAUUUGAAGAGACAAAGUUUGAACAAUGGAAGGCAAGUGUCAUACCAAAUAUAUCUACAUUGAUGAAGAAGAAUGUCCUCAAAAUUGUUUCAAAAGAUCCAGAAAAGGAGGAAGAAGAAAUGUUAGCUGCUGCAUAUACGCAGAAAAAAGUAAGUGGUCAAUCUGGUGCCAUGGUUGGCUGUACUGAAGCUAGCUCUGUGGAAACAGCAUCCACUGCUAGCCCCAGUCCAGGUAGCAGUAGAAUCAAAGGAAGUGUUCGCCGCUCAGGUCCUGGAAUGGCAGCUGCUGGAGUGGCACUAAAAUGGGUAGCCAAGCAUAAAUCAGGUGCUACAAGCAGCAGAGGUGACACAACAUCUCCUGGUCAACAGGCCCCUACAAUUUCUGAGGUUGAGGAAGUAGGUAUUCUUGCUAAACGUGGUCUACGAUUUGCUCCAAAUCUUGAUCCGUACCUCACUGACAUCAUAGCAGAAGCAGAACUGAUGGGUCAGUUGGGUCUACCACUCCCCCCACAAGUUCGCGACUUGGCUGCACAGAAGGAAAGACUGCAGACUGAUCUGGAAUAUGUCACGAGAGUUGCUGAUGAAUAUGGACGUUUAGUUGACAGCUUAACAGCACCAGAGGUGCAUUUUCUUCGAGACCAUCUACAUGAAGCUGAAAGUCACAUACUGCCUGGGGCAGUCCGUCUAAACUGGAUGUCAUUGGGCAUACCACAGUAUGCAGAUGAUUGUCAGAGCGCUUUGCGCACGCUUGAAUCAAUGGUGUACCAAGUGCGGAAAGUUGGCAAUGAACUGCGUGUACGCACUCAACAACUUGAGAGUUACAACUUAUUCCAAGCCACUUUGCCUGACAUGUCAGACCCUGAUACUGUUGAAAGGCUUACCUGUAAGAAGUUCUUUGUUGAAAUGGAAAAAAAGCGCACCGAGCAGGCUCAGAAGAUGCAAGAGGUAUAUGGAAGUACUGGACCAGUAAUGAUGAAACUUGAAAGUGUUGUCCUGCAAACAAGUACUGGCUGUUGCCCUCUUAUGAUACCUUACUAUGAGUUCUGGGAACAUGAGAUUUUCAUUUCACUUGUAAGGCUUGUGGUGCACAACUUAGAGAGCUUCAGAGCAAUGCUUUCUGGGAAUGUAGCUUUCCUACAAGUGGACACCAUGCUUGCUGUGCCUGAAGUGGUGCUUAGACCACGACCCACAGCUAUACUGAACAUAAUUUUGCACAGCGUUAGAAGUUCUCUUGAUAAGUUGAUGUUGUUACCACGAUGGAAGAGGCAGACAUGCAUUGAGUGUCCACCUGUAAGAGAUGCAGCUACGGGAAAAGAGUAUUUGUAUUCAUUUUAUGAAGAUGUAACAAGGAUACAAGUUGUUGUUGACUUGGUACUGUCAGUACAAGACACAGUAACAAGUGUCAUCGCAGAGUUGGCACAAUAUCUUACUAGGUGGCGAAAAUUCAGAAAGCUUUGGAUGUUUGAUAAGACUCUAACAAAUGAAAGGUUUGCUGCCAACAACCCUACAUUACUUGCUUAUGAUGAAAAAUUUGGAUAUUAUACUCGUGUCAUAAAUGAAAUUCAAGAUAUUCAGCCAUAUGUAGAUAUUAAAAGUAUGAGGAUAAACUUGAAACCUAUCAUAAACGCAGUCAUCCAUCAUGCAACUGAGUGGAAGGCUCAACUUGGGCAAAUACUAGCAAAGAAGACAAAGUCCAAUAUGCAAGCUUUCAGAGAUAGAAUGAUUGAUGUGAAGACAAAGCUAGAGCAAAAAAUUAUUUCAUUAGAAACCUUCAAAGAUGUAUUGCAGGCAAUAACUACAAUACAGAGAACAUCCAUUCAAGCAGAAAUAGACUACUGUGAAAUGCAAGAGACAUAUCGUACAUUGCACUUACAUCAAAUUGAGUAUCCUCACGAGGAUGAAAUAGAAGCACAUCAGCUGCAGAAGGAAUGGGAAGAACUGUAUUUGGCAUCAAUUAGACGUACAUACAAUCUGGAGUCAACGAAAGCACGUUUUGCUACAAUGUCACAGAAACAGAUUGAUGACUUUGCUCAGCGGUGUGAGGCAUUUGCAUGUCGAUUUCAAGCAGAAGGUCCUGGUUCUGUAGAAAGAGAUCUUGAUCGUGGUUUAGAACUUGUUGAUGAAUAUUCUCCCCAGUUUGCUGAGCUUGAUGAACAGCGUCUUGAAUUCAUGAACACAGAAAUGCUAUUCGAUUUGCCUCCAGCUGACUACUCAGCCUUCGUUGAAGCAAAGACAGAAAUGGAGGGACUGGAGAUGAUAUAUGAUUUAUACAGAUCACAGAAGACUGCUCGUGAGGCAUGGGCAAAGACACUGUGGGUAAACUUGAACCCACAAGUUCUUCUUGAUGGAACUGAGGCAUUCAUGAAAGAAUUCCGCAAAUUGCCACCAAAUGUCAAGAAAUUACCUGUUGGACAGGAGUUGAAUCUUAUUCUGAAGCAGUUUAAAAAUUCUAUACCACUUUUUGUUGAACUGAAAAAUGAGGCACUUCGUGAGCGUCACUGGAAUGAACUUAUGGAUAAAACUGGACAGCAUUUUGACAUGGCUGCAGAUCGCUUCACUUUGGAGAACAUGUUUGCCAUGGAACUUCAUAAAUACCAAGAUAUUGCUGAAGAGAUUAUCAACAAUGCAGUGAAGGAAUUGUCGAUAGAGAAGGGUGUGCGUGAGGUGUCAGAAGUUUGGAGUUCUCUGAAUUUCAUUGUCAUCCAACAUACUAAAGGUGGUGAAGAUCGUGGUUACAUACUUGGACCUGUUGAAGAAGUGGUUCAGGUGCUCGAAGAUAACACUAUGAAUCUGCAAAGUAUGGCUGCAUCACAAUUUGUUGGGCCAUUCCUACCAACUGUGCAAAAGUGGGAAAAGGAUUUAAGUACAGUUAGUGAUGUUAUGGAUGAAUGGUUCCUAGUGCAGAGAAAAUGGUUAUACUUGGAAGGGAUAUUUGUUGGUGGUGACAUUCGUACUCAGCUCCCAGAAGAAGCACGAAAAUUUGAUGAGAUUGACAAGACCUUUCGCAAGAUAAUGCUUGAAACAGCGAAGAAACCACUUGUAAUUGAAUGUUGCCUGGUGGAAGGGCGAUUGGCUGUACUGCAGGGUUUGAGUGCUGGUCUUGAACGUUGCCAAAAGUCACUCAAUGAUUUCUUGGACUCUAAAAGAAAUGCAUUUUCUCGAUUUUAUUUUGUAUCAGAUGAUGAACUUCUCUCCAUUCUUGGAAGCAGUUCACCAGAUUGUGUUCAAGAACACAUGGUUAAAAUGUUUGAUAAUAUUGCCAGUCUUAAUUUGGAACCAAAUCAGAAUAAUAUAAUAGUAGCAUCUGCUAUGAUCUCGUGUGAGAAUGAAAUUAUGGACUUUCGUGACCCUGUAAUGACGUCAGGGCAUGUUGAGAUAUGGAUGACAAGUAUGCUAGGAGAAAUGCGUCGAACAAACCGGUACAUAACCAAAAAAGCUAUAUAUGACUAUGGGAAGGUCAGGCGACCAAGAACAAACUGGAUGUUAGAUUAUUUAGGAAUGGUGUGUCUUGCUGCAAAUCAAGUAUGGUGGACAGCUGAGGUGGAAAAUGUGUUUAAAAAAAUAAAAGAGGGUAAAAAGAGGUCAAUGAAGGAGUAUCUUGAACAACAAAAUAGGCAGCUUGAUGAAUUGGUUGUCAGAGUCAGGGGAAAUUUGUCCAAAAAUGAUCGCAAGAAAUUCAAUACUGUGCUCAUUAUUGAUGUUCAUGCACGUGAUAUCAUUGAAACAUUUGUAAGAGACAGCAUUAUGGAUGAACAGGAAUUUGAAUGGGAAAGCCAACUGAGAUUUUAUUGGGUGAAAUCAGUGGAUAACUUGGUGGUCAGACAAUGCACAGGGAGCUUUGACUAUGGUUAUGAAUAUAUGGGGCUAAAUGGCAGACUUGUCAUUACACCUCUUACAGAUCGUAUCUAUCUCACAUUUACACAAGCCCUCUCCAUGCAGCUGGGUGGAGCACCAGCAGGUCCUGCAGGGACAGGAAAAACUGAAACAACUAAGGACUUGGCAAAAGCACUUGGGCUCUUGUGCAUAGUCACAAAUUGUGGUGAAGGUAUGGAUUUCAAAGCAGUGGGCACUAUAUUAGCUGGUCUCUCUCAGAGUGGUGCCUGGGGAUGCUUUGAUGAAUUCAACCGAAUAAAUAUUUCUGUCUUGUCGGUAAUAUCAACACAACUUCAGACUAUCCGUAGUGCUCUGCUCAAGAAGAUGACACAGUUCAAUUUUGAAGGAAAAGAAAUAUCUCUGGAUAACAAGGUUGGUGUAUUCAUUACAAUGAAUCCUGGGUAUGCAGGUCGCACUGAAUUACCUGAAUCAGUAAAGGCUUUAUUCCGUCCUGUGGUAUGCAUUGUUCCUGAUUUGGAGCUGAUCUGCCUAAUUAUGCUAUUCUCUGAAGGAUUUUUGAGGGCAAAGGUUUUGGCAAAGAAGAUGACUGUUUUGUAUAAAUUGGCUCGUGAACAGUUGUCAAAGCAGUUCCACUAUGAUUUUGGACUACGUGCUCUCAAAUCUGUGCUUGUUAUGGCUGGAGAACUCAAAAGAGGGUCACCUGAAUUAGAAGAAGAUGUUGUGUUGAUGCGUGCUUUAAGGGAUAUGAACUUACCAAAAUUUGUAUUUGAUGAUGUACCAUUAUUUCUUGGACUGAUUGAUGACCUGUUCCGUGGUAUUGAUGCCCACAAAGUUCCACGAGUUGAGUAUCCAGAGUUUGGGGCAGCAGUCAAGCAAGUUCUACAGGAGCAACGAUAUAUUGUUCUGCCAGAGCAGGUGAACAAAGUGAUACAGUUGUAUGAAACAAUGAUGACACGUCAUUCAACAAUGAUAGUUGGUCCAACAGGAGGUGGAAAGACUGUUGUGAUUCAUGCUCUUACACGAGCACAAACUACAAUGGGCCUCCCGACAAAAUUAUUUAUCCUAAAUCCUAAGGCAAUAUCUGUCAUUGAACUGUAUGGAAUUUUGGAUCCAGCAACGCGUGACUGGACAGAUGGUCUUCUGUCAAAUAUCUUUCGUGAAAUCAAUAAGCCUCUACCCACAGACCAACAGGAGAGACGCUACAUAUUAUUUGAUGGUGAUGUAGAUGCUUUGUGGAUUGAGAACAUGAAUUCAGUUAUGGAUGACAACAAGUUAUUGACUCUCGCUAAUGGAGAGCGGGUCCGUCUACAACCACAUUGUGCUUUGUUGUUUGAGGUGGGAGAUCUUCAGUAUGCAUCCCCAGCAACUGUGUCACGUGCUGGUAUGGUUUACGUGGACCCAAAAAAUCUUGGUUACCAACCAUACUGGUCACGCUGGUUGUCAAUGAGGACAGACGCAAAACAAAAAUUGGCUCUGAAUGAAUUAUUUGAGCGGUAUGUGCCUGAUGGACUUCGGUUCAUACAUGAAGGAGUAUUUGGUUAUGACCAAUUUGCACCUCUGAAGACAAUGAUACCACAGACACCAUUGAAUAUGGUCGUCCAGCUUUGCUAUGUUCUUGAGGCACUUAUUCCAGUCCCAGAUGAGACUCAUCCACCUGUAAUGGAGGAACUCCUUGAGAGUUUAUUUAUAGAAGCUCUGUAUUGUUCACUUGGUGCAACCCUACUUGCUGAAGGAAUGGAGCAAUUUGAUGAUUAUGUGAAGAAACAGUCAGGAAUACUAACACUUGAAGAUACAGAGCAGAAGAGGGCACCCACAAGAUACUUGCCCAUUGGCCAUCCAACACUAUAUGAGUACUUCGUGGAUGUGGAGAAAGAUGAGUGGGUGGCUUGGGAAUGGGUGGUGCCAAUAUACGAACAUGAUCCUGAAAAAAAGUUCAGUGAGAUUCUGGUUCCCACUACAGAUUCAGUGCGCACCACUUGGCUUCUGACACUUAUGAAUGAUGUGAAGAGACCGGUAGUGCUUAUUGGAGAAACUGGAACAUCAAAAACAGCAGUAAUUCAAGAUUUCUUGAGGCAGCUAAAUCCUGAGACAUAUCUGGUGCUAAAUGUUAACUUUUCUUCUCGCACAACUUCAAUGGAUGUGCAAGGUAAUAUUGAAGCGUCAUUGGAAAAAAGAACAAAAGAUACAUAUGGACCACCAAGGGGGAAGAAAUUGGUCAUUUUCAUUGACGAUUUAAAUAUGCCACAGGUUGAUGAAUACGGUACUCAGCAACCAAUAGCAUUACUGAAACUGUUAUUUGAAAGAGGAGGAUUUUAUGAUCGAGGAAAAGAACUCAACUGGAAAGAACUAAAGGAUCUUGGGUAUCUGGCUGCAAUGGGAAAGGCUGGAGGUGGUCGUAAUGAAGUGGACCCUCGUUUUAUUUCAAUGUUCAGUGCAUUCAGCAUGAUCUUUCCAUCUGAUGCGACACUAUAUCGAAUCUAUUACUCAAUAUUGGCAGGGCAUACUGAGCCUUUCACAGAUGAAGUUCAAAAAGUAGUACCUGACAUCAUGAAGCUAACACUUGAUCUCUACAAGGUAAUAAUUGUUAAACUGCCACCAACGCCAUCGAAGUUCCACUAUAUCUUCAAUUUGCGUGACCUUUCUCGAAUAUGUGCCGGUCUCUGCUUGACAUCUGCAAGUUACUUCAAAUCUCCAGAGUUAUUUGUGAGAGUCUGGAGAAAUGAGUUCCAGAGAGUGAUCUGUGACAGAUUAAUCUGUGAUGAGGAUAAAACAGUAAUUGCUGAGCACAUAUCAGCAGGCUUGAAACGAUAUUUCCCUGACUAUGCUCAAACUGUUAUGGAGGAACCUCUUCUAUUUGGGGACUACCGAAAUGCCAUAAGUGAAGAUGAGCAGAGGGUUUAUGAAGACCUGCUUGACUAUGAAGCUAUCUAUCGAAUAUUUAAAGAGAUUCUUGAUGAAUACAAUGAACGCCUCAGCCGCAUGGAACUGGUACUAUUUGAUGAUGCACUUGAACACCUUACGCGUGUCCAUAGGGUGCUACGCAUGCACAAGGGGCAUGUUAUGCUUGUUGGAGUGGGUGGAAGUGGAAAACAAAGUAUUGUAAGACUGGCAGCUUUCACUGCAGGUUGUGAUGUGUUUAUGAUCACACUGAGCAGAGGCUACAAUGAAACAAGCUUCAAAGAAGACCUAAAACAACUGUACUAUCUUUUAGGAGUGGAGAAGAAACCUACUGUAUUCUUGUUUACAGCUGCACAGGUAGCUGAAGAAGGGUUUUUGGAACUGAUUAACAAUAUUUUAAUGGUUGGUAUUGUACCUACAUUAUUUACUGAUGAAGAUAAGGACCAAAUCGUUGGACAGUGUCGAAAUGCAGCAAAGAAUGCAGGAUAUGGAAUUACCAAGGAAAAUGUGUGGAACUAUUUUACAGCAGUUUGUGCUGAAAACUUGCAUGUGGCAUUAUCAAUGUCUCCUGCAGGAGAUAUUCUUCGUAACAGGUGUCGGAACUUCCCUGGGCUUGUCAAUAAUACUUGCAUAGACUGGUUGUUCCCAUGGCCACGUCAAGCUUUGGUUGCAGUUGCAAGUGUUUAUUUAAUGGAGAAUGAAAAAAUACCACAGAAUUAUCGUGAGAACAUUGUAGAGCAUGCUGUGUAUGUACAUCAAACAGUUGUGGAAUACACGACAGAAUUCCUGCUUACUCUCCGUCGAAGGAAUUAUGUCACUCCCAAACACUAUCUUGACUUCCUCAAUACAUACCUUAGAUUGCUUGAGGAAAAAAAUAACUUCAUUCUUGCACAGUGUCAGCGUCUGGAAGUAGGGCUAGAUAAAAUAAGAGAAGCCCAGGAGCAGCUAGGAGAGCUUAAUGCAAAACUAGCUGUACAGGAAGUAGCUGUGUCAGAGAAAACAGCUGCUUGUGAGGCUCUGCUCACAGAAAUCAAGGAGGCAACGGCGCUGGCCAGCAGUAAGAAGGAAAUUGCUGAGGCAAAAGGUCGUGAGAUUGAAGAACAGGCAAAAGUCAUUCAGGCAGAGAAGGAAGAAGCAGAGGAAGUUCUGAAGGCAGCAAUGCCAGCACUAGAAGCUGCUCGUCUUGCCUUAGCUGAUUUAGAUAAAUCUGAUAUCACUGAGAUCAGGGCAUUUGCAUCACCCCCAGAACCAGUACAAACCAUCUGUGAAUGUGUGAGUAUUCUUCUUGGAGCGCGUGAAGUGAGCUGGAAGGCAGCCAAAGCUGUAAUGGCUGACCCAAAUUUCCUACGCACUCUGCAGGAAAUGAACUGUGAUCUCAUUACAAAUACUCAGAUACGUGGGGUCAAGACCCAUAUGAAGAAAUCUACCAAAUUGGGUGAAAUGGCAUCUAUCAGUAAGGCUGGAUAUGGCUUGUUGAAGUUUGUGCAGGCAGUUCUUGGUUACUGUGCUGUGUACCGAGAAGUAAAGCCAAAGAAGGAGAGAGUGGCACAGCUAGAGCAAGAGUUUGACAAGGCUAAACGAGACCUGGACAGACUGACUAAGGAGAUCCAGAAGUUUGAAGAAAUGCUCAACAAACUGGGUCAAAAAUAUAGUGAUGCAAUGCAAGAUCGCCAAAUCCUACAAGAGGAAACAGAUAUUAUGCAGAGAAGACUAAUAGCUGCAGACAAACUGAUUUCUGGUCUCGGCUCUGAGAACAUCAGGUGGAAACGGGAUUUGGCAAAUCUCCACAUCGAAAGAGAACGACUUGUUGGCAACUGCCUGCUGAGCUCCUCAUUCUUGUGCUAUACUGCUCCAUUCAGCUGGGAAUUCCGACGUCGCAUGGUGUAUGAUGAUUGGUUAGCAGAUCUGAGGCAGCGGGAGAUACCACUUGCAGAUGUGUUUAAAGUGGAAGCACACCUUUCAGAUGAUGUCGAAAUUAGCAAAUGGACAUCUGAGGGCCUUCCACCAGAUGAAUUGUCAGUACAGAAUGGCAUUCUUACAACACGUGCAAGUCGUUUUCCGCUUUGUAUUGACCCUCAGCAGCAGGCACUUACUUGGAUCAAGAAGAGAGAAGAAAAAAGUAAUCUGAAAAUACUAACAUUCAAUGAUGCAGAUUUUCUGAAGCAACUUGAAAUGGCCAUAAAAUAUGGAUUUCCUAUUCUGUUUCAAGAUGUGGAUGACUACAUUGAUCCAGUUAUUGACAAUGUCAUUGAGAAGAAUAUUAAAUCUCAAAGUGGACGAACGUUUGUAAUGUUGGGAGACAAAGAAGUGGACUAUGAUCCUAAGUUCAGGCUUUAUCUCACAACUAAACUGUCCAAUCCUGCAUUCAACCCUGCUGUUUAUGCCAAAGCUGCUGUCAUCAACUACACUGUAACAGUCUCGGGUUUGGAAGACCAGCUAUUGAGUGUUGUGGUACGUUGUGAGCGAGCUGAUUUGGAAGAGCAACGAGAAAUCCUCAUACAAGAAACCAGUGAAAAUAAAAAUCUGCUUAAGACACUUGAGGAUUCUCUCCUCAGGGAGCUGACAACUUCUACUGGCAACAUGUUGGACAACACAGAAUUGGUACAAACCCUGGAGGACACCAAAACCAAGGCUGCUGAGGUUACAGCUAAACUCGCUUUGGCAGCCACUACAGGAAUAGAUAUAGACCGUCUGCGUGAUGGCUAUAGGCCCGUGGCACGAAGAGGGGCCAUUCUUUUCUUUGUACUUUCUGACAUGGCAGGAGUCAACCCUAUGUACCAAUAUUCACUCACAGCUUACUUAGGAGUUUUCUUGUAUUCUCUACGUAAAGCCAUGCCAGAUACUGUACAAGCAAAAAGACUUGAAAAUAUCAUAAAUACACAUACUAAAAAUGUCUAUGAUUAUGGUUGCACAGGUAUUUUUGAGAAACAUAAACUGCUUUUCUCAUUUCAAAUGACAACAAAACUACAACAGAGUGAUGGGAUAGUUAGUCAAAUGCAACUUGACUUCUUUAUCAAGGGCAGUGUCAGCCUGGAGAAAUCAGCAAGAGCAUGUCCUGCAGCUUGGCUUCCUUCUCAGGGCUGGGAAGACAUCGUGAAGCUGUCUACAUCAUUUCCAGAAGCAUUUGCAACUCUUCCAGAUGACAUUGAGAGUAAUGUGGAAACAUGGAAGGAGUGGUUUGAUCUUGAUGCACCAGAAUCUGUGGACUUUCCUUGUGAAUAUCAUCAAAAGCUUAAUAGUUUUGAGAUCCUUAUGCUAGUCCGUUGCUUCCGUGUUGAUCGUGUGUUCAGAGCAGUCACAGAUUAUAUUGCAUCAACCAUGGGUGAAGGCUUCAUUACACCUCCAGUCAUCAGCUUGGAUGCAAUUUAUGAUCAGAGCCUUCCUAAUAUGCCAGUUAUUUUCAUACUGAGUCCUGGUUCAGAUCCAACCAGUGAGUUAAUGAAGUUGGCAGACCGUUGUGGAAGUGGAGGUGGAAAGUUUAAGUAUUUAUCCCUGGGCCAGGGUCAGGAACCUGCAGCUGUUUCUUUAUUGGAGACAGCAGUGUCAAGAGGUCAGUGGCUAAUGUUGCAAAACUGCCACUUACUAGUGACUUUCCUGAGAGAUUUAGAGAAAAUGUUGGAUAGCAUGGAACGUCCUCACCCAGAUUUUCGUCUGUGGCUUACCACAGACCCAACUCCUACUUUUCCAGUGGGUAUGCUACAGAGAUCACUUAAAGUGGUGACAGAGCCUCCGUAUGGACUCAAACUGAAUCUACGCAACACUUACUUCAAGAUGCGAACACAAAGCCUUGAGUCCUGUGAACACCCAGCUUUCAAGUCUUUAGUAUAUGUGCUGGCAUUUUUUCAUGCUGUGGUGCAGGAAAGGCGAAAGUAUGACAAAAUUGGCUGGAAUAUUAGUUAUGAUUUCAAUGAAUCAGACUUCAAUGUGUGUAUGCAAAUUCUUGAUACAUAUCUAACAAAGACUUUAGUCACCAAAGACACAAGAAUUCCAUGGAGAAGUUUGAAGUACUUAGUGGGAGAGGUAAUGUAUGGCGGAAGAGUCAUAGAUGAUUAUGAUCGUCGUAUUGUACGAACCUAUAUGGAUGAAUAUAUGGGAGAUUUCCUUUUUGAAACAUUUGAUAUUUUUUACUUUUACCAUGAUGAGUCUGUGGAGUAUAUUAUACCACCAGAGGGAACCAAAGAUGACUAUAUUGAAUAUAUUGACCAGCUGCCCUUGGUGAAUAGUCCAGAUGUGUUUGGUCUACAUCCAAAUGCAGAAAUUGGUUAUUACACUCAAGCUGCCAAACUAAUGUGGUCUCAUCUCAUAGAACUACAACCUCAAGCUGGACCUGCUGGAGGUGGGGUCAGCAGAGAGGAAUUUAUUGAUGGAAUAGCUCAAGACAUUCUGAAGAAGAUCCCAACACUGUUCAAGAUUCAACAGAUUCGCCAGAAAUUUUAUUCUAAGAUGACACCUAUCAUUAUUGUACUCAUACAGGAGCUGGAGAGAUUUAACAAUUUGCUGGAGAGCAUGAAGAGGACACUGUCAUUGUUACGAAAGGCAUUGGCAGGGGAGAUAGGCAUGGAUGCCACAUUAGACAAUGUGGCAUACAGUCUUUUCAAUGGCCAGUUACCAAAUGUGUGGAGGAAACUCAUUCCAGCUACAACAAAGAAUCUUGGAGGCUGGAUGGAUCAUUUUGAAAGACGUGUGAAACAGUACUUCUACUGGGCAAGUUACAGUGACCUGAAAAUAAUGUGGUUGUCAGGGCUGCAUAUACCAGAAUCAUACCUCACAGCACUGGUGCAAACAACAUGCCGCAAGAAUCGUUGGCCACUAGACAGAUCUGCUUUAGCAACAUCAGUAUCUGAUUAUGCUUCAAGGCUGGCUAUUAAGCAGAUUGAAGAUCUCCCAGAUAAUAGCUGGUUGAUAGAGGGUCUUUACCUUGAAGGAGCCCACUGGGAUAUGAAGAAUCGCUGUUUGGCUAGACCUUUACCAAAGGUUCUUGUGGAAGAGCUACCACUGCUGGAAGUUCGUCCUAUAGAGCUACAUAGACUAAAACAACAGAAUACAUUUAAAACACCUGUGUAUACAACUCCACAACGGAGAAAUGCCAUGGGUGUUGGACUUGUCUUUGAAGCAGCCCUUGCAACGGAUGAACAUGAAUCUCACUGGGUACUGCAGGGUGUAUGCCUUACUCUGAACACUGAUUAACUGCAUUACCUAUAAGGUUGCAUUUAGGGUGUGUUACAGAAGAUGCACCAAUUCCUACUACAUAAGAAACAAUUCUUUUUCAUAAUUUGUUUAAUGUUGUAUUAUAUUGUGAAGUAUAUCUUAUAAAAUAUGAGAUAUUUUUGUAAGUGCUUUUGUUAAUAAAUAAAUAAAUAUUUCUUUUAGCUUCAAU
Schistocerca gregaria is the source of this 23557-nucleotide messenger RNA. It is a transcript of the gene Dhc98D, whose product is annotated as dynein axonemal heavy chain 10. Gene Ontology annotation, cellular component: dynein complex. The transcript has 156 exons. The record is from RefSeq and is a predicted model, not a curated record. Lineage: Eukaryota; Metazoa; Arthropoda; Insecta; Orthoptera; Acrididae. Gene Ontology annotation, molecular function: dynein intermediate chain binding; minus-end-directed microtubule motor activity; ATP hydrolysis activity. The coding region runs from base 1 to 23367 and encodes 7788 amino acids. Gene Ontology annotation, biological process: microtubule-based movement.